Messenger RNA from Micropterus salmoides (largemouth bass), 1795 nucleotides. Its product is annotated as T-cell surface protein tactile. The coding region runs from base 80 to 1486 and encodes 468 amino acids. Lineage: Eukaryota; Metazoa; Chordata; Actinopteri; Centrarchiformes; Centrarchidae. The transcript has 7 exons. Gene Ontology annotation, biological process: inflammatory response; cell-matrix adhesion. The record is from RefSeq and is a predicted model, not a curated record.
UGUCUCUCUCUUUAACCUCAGUCAACUGUCUACUGUUUCUGUCGUUGUUGAAUCCCUCAAUGGAUUCGGGCUGAUUCUAAUGCAUUUGGGGAGCUCAGAUAUGGCUGGAAGUGCACUGGGAACGGUCCUCUCUCUCCUGCUCUUCGCCUCUAUUAUACAAGGGCUCCGGGAUUUUCAGGUGUUCCAUAUUGAAAAGAUGGAGGCAGUAGUGGGCCAGACUGUUACCUUACCCUGUAUUGUAAAAAACAGUACCAAUCUCCAGAUUGUCAGUAUUGAAUGGAGUAAGAACAAAAAUAACAACGCAAAGCUGGCUGUGUUCAGCAAAGGGUUUGGAACCCAUCUAUUUUGGCCUAAUGUCACCAUCCAGAGCUUGUCAAUGGGCUCCUAUCUACACCUUUCUAAUGUGGCGAAAUGGGACAGUGGCAUCUAUAUUUGUGACAUCACAAGUUUUCCUCGGGGCUCCAUCAGGAGCGAAACAGAGCUAAAGAUCAAAGAUGCCGAUGUGGAAAUAAUGUGUGAUGUAAACAGCACUGUUGAGGUCCAUACUGGAGAAAAUGUGACCAUUCACUGCAUAUCAUUCCCUAAUACAGAGUACAGGUGGACAAAGAAUGAGACACUGGUGUCAGAGAAAGCAUCUCUGGAGCUCUGGUGGGUGACGGAUUCUCACACAGGGGUUUAUGCACUGACUGUCACCACAGGAUACAAAAGUCUGCAUAAAGAGUUUACCGUCACAGUGCUAACAGCAACCACAAGCUUAAGGACAGAUCUCGUGACAGUGUUGCCUCAGUCCAAUGCAACUGUGCAGGGUUUGAUCAGAUCAACAGGACGUGGCCAUACUACAUCACCGACCACUGGGCUUUCAACAACUGAUACCAAUGUAACGUGGACCAUGAGUACGGGCAUUGAUGUAACAGAAGAUCCAAAUCCUAGCAAAUCUACAAUCACAGCUGCACAGCGUCUUACACACACCAGCGUCACAUCACCCCCUGCCUCAUACACUGACCUCUAUCACUCAAACAACACCAGUGAUCUUGAGAUAAACCCGACUCACAGUUUAAACACAUCCACUUUUUCUGACCAAUCAGUGACCAGCAACCUAUCCACAACAUUGAGUUAUAACAGUAAGGUGUUGAGAUCAACACAGGAGAUAAGGAAUCAGUCCAUGGGAACCAUCGUGGAAAACUCUGACAGUCCUGGUGCAACCCAAACCCUGACUACUGGGACUGAGAAUAAAGAUACUGAUGGUGUACGGAGUCAUCUGUGGUUGGUGUUAAUCAUCGCUCCAAUGCUGGUAUUGAUCGCUGUGGCUGGUAUUCUCUGCAGGAGAAAAAUUAUAAAGCAGAGGAUGGAUCUACCACCUCCAUUUAAACCCCCACCUCCUCCAAUCAAGUACACAGCUGCAAGACACCGCGAGCCUUUCCCCACUUCAAGGUGUAACUCGAUAACAGAUCUCACAGAUAUGGGACAAAAGUGUACUUAUAUAUAAUCUCUAAUGAGUUGAUAAAUUACAUGCAGUAAUUCAUUGAGGGGAUGAGGGGGUGUUUCCUGUCUUGGUUACGUGCAGAAUUACAAAAUGUCUUGCUUUUAGUUGUGGUCAGUUUUGAACUGCAGUUACAAUACAGUUGCAGGCAACUGUUCAAAUGUGGGAUGUGUGUAUAUCUGGGGUGAGUGUGUUGGGUUUCUAUGCUACUGUGUAUUAAAUGUUUUUGUGGUUUUAAUUUUUUUUCUAACAAAUGUAUUCAAAUUAAUGAUAAAGUUAGAAAAUAAAAGCUUGCUUAAAUUGACUGAACUACUA